GCUUCUGUGAGGGCCUGGCUCCAGCGGCUUCCGCACGCGGGCUCCUCGGAGAUCGCGAGGCCCGUGUUCAGCUUCUCAGAGGGAGGUCUCCAGCGUGCAAGCCGUGGCUGUUCCGGGCCUGUUGUCCUUCGGUGCAGGAAUCGCUUUUGGGGGGCUGAGACCCUUCAGGAGGUGACGGCUGGCUUCGUCGUGCUUCGUUCACUCUCUGUUCUCUGUUCUUCUUCAAGAGGCAUGGCCUUUGGAAAAGAGGAAAUGGCCCCUGUGCUGACAGCAAGGGUCCAACAGGAGCCAGUGACCUUCCAAGAUGUGGUGGUGGUCUUCACAAGGGAGCAGUGGGCUUACCUGGACCCUUCCCAGAAGGAGCUGUACCUAGACGUGAUGCUGGAGACCUACCAGAACCUGCUGUGCCUCCCCCUCCCAGCCCCCAGAGGGUUCUUUGAGUCCUUCCUCGGGAAAAGGCUUAGAGGAGACUGUUUGGCCUUCAGAGACCAGGGAGUCCUCAUCCUCUUGGAUGUGUGCCAGGCCCUGUGCUGGGCACAGAGACAAAAGCAACAGUCCCUGCCCUGCCCCCCACGGGAGCUUAUAUCCUAUUGGGGUUGGAAGAUGGAGGGAAACACAUGAACACAGGACUGGCCGUGUCCAAGCCGGAGGUGAUCUGAGAGCUGGAGCGCGGGGAGGCACCUUGGAGGCCAGAGGGGAGAGUCCCAGCACGCAGCUGUCCAGGAAACCCAAGAAGCAGCAUUCUCUGCUGGAGGAAUUGUGACAGACAGACGGAGGGAUGGACGGACAUUCAUUUUUCAGGGUUUCCUUUCCCCUGAGGUGUUGGUCUCCUUCCUGGCACAGUCACCUAAGCCCACCUUUCUCUGUUGUUUCUGCCGGUCCUUUUGCAUUUGUCUGACUUCAUCAUAUUUGGUGUUUGCAUGUCCAAAUGUGGUCUGCCAUUCUCCCAAGUCAGAAGGCAGGUUUUGCCUCUGCAGAUAAUUCUGCCACCAGCUCUUGUGCUCAUCAGUGAGUUUGCCUGAUCCAAGGUCUCAGCAGUAGCUUGUUGUCCUUCCUAAUGUGGAAUGUUUUCUACAACUGUCCCAUGCGUCCUUGUCCCGCCAGUAGCGCUCUGGUCCCUCUGGCUUUGGCUCUCUCCACCCACCUUUUACUGUCUU
Messenger RNA from Vombatus ursinus (common wombat), 1157 nucleotides. Its product is annotated as zinc finger protein 343-like. NCBI's taxonomy places the organism in Eukaryota, Metazoa, Chordata, Mammalia, Diprotodontia, Vombatidae. The coding region runs from base 232 to 621 and encodes 129 amino acids. Gene Ontology annotation, biological process: regulation of DNA-templated transcription. The record is from RefSeq and is a predicted model, not a curated record. The transcript is spliced from 6 exons.